Dracunculus medinensis (Guinea worm) is the source of this 1140-nucleotide messenger RNA. The record is from the annotation of a GenBank genome assembly. NCBI's taxonomy places the organism in Eukaryota, Metazoa, Nematoda, Chromadorea, Rhabditida, Dracunculidae.
AUGUCGCGGGCGAGUUCAUCAUGCAAACUGAAUUGUAAAGAAGACGACUAUUAUGAAAUUUUAAAUGUUAGUAAAAAUGCUAGCGAACAGCAAAUUAAAAAUAGUUAUCGAAAACUCGCACUGAAGUACCACCCCGAUCGAAAUCCCGGCGAUCAGAAAGCAGCAGAACAUUUCAAAAAAAUAUCAAUUGCUUAUGCAGUACUUUCUGAUCCUAAUAAGCGCCGGCAAUACGAUCUUAAUGGACCAUCGGGUGCAAUCAUUGAUUUUGAAGGAUUUGAUAUUAGUGAAAUUGGCAGUGUUGGACGCGUAUUUGGCGCAUUAUUUUCAAAAAUCGGUGUACCAAUUCCGACACAAAUCGGUCCGAAAGUUUUAACUCAAGCUCGAAGCCUUUGUGAGGGAACACCAACUGAUGCAAAAUAUUCUGUUUUGCAGGAAGGUGUUCAAUAUGAUGGUUCAGUCGCAAAACAGGAAGCUGCUUUUUUCAAGAUAACUAUGCGUGAAGAAUGGCAGAAAAAUGGACUUAUGAUAAUGUGUAAAUCGCCACAAAUGAGUAAAUUUAAACUAGUUUUGUUCGAUAAAGAAGGCGGAGUUCGAAUGAUACAAGAAAGUAAUAAAAGAAAAGGAUGCACAGCUGCAGCAAUAUAUUUCGUGCCAUUCGAUCGUGCAAAUUUGAGUGAAUUCAUUCCUAUGAAGUUUUAUAUGGAGGAUAAAGAUACACCAUUGUCGUUCCACUUAUUAGAUACCCUAGAAACUGUUGGAGCCCAACAACUUGAUGCAAGGGAUCAUUUUUUAUGUGUUUAUGGUGAUAACUGGAUUAAGGACGUUCGAUUUCAAUUGCGAUUUCUUCCAUUAAAUGAUUCCUUGUCUUCAAAGAACAUUAUUCAAGAUUUAACUGAGGUCGAGCGAUCUUUAUUACUUGCAAAGAAAGAAAUGGCACAGUUUCAAAUAGAAUAUACUGAAGCCAUAAGAAAAUAUAAAGAAGUCAAUGAAAGACUGAAAACAGAAACUGAAACCAUCAAUGGUUUAUUGAAGAAGCGAGAUCAAGAUUAUGAUGAAUUAGAGCGUGAAAGUGCUUCCGUAUUUGUUAAUCAACGGUCACCGCAAAACCAAAGCAAAGGAUUUCUAUCUAACUGGUUUUAA